UGAACGCCAGAAAAGAAUAUGUAAUAUUGGCAACAAUAAGAGAAAAGUAUUUUGAGUUUUCCAUUGACUCUUUAAGAAGAUGGAUUAAUAGUAUAGGCUUCAAGUGGAAAAAAUUAAAUAACAGAAAAUAUUUGAUGAACUUGCCAAAUAUUGUUCAUAAAAGAAUCAAUUUUUUAAGGGAGUAUAUCAAAAAUAGAAAUGUAGGUCCGGAAGGUUUUACUCCAGUUUUCAUUGACGAGACGUGGAUUUUUAGCAAGGCAUCAUUUCGUAGUAGCUGGCAAGAUGACACCAAGCAGACGGAUUCAAGAAAAAACAGUGAAGGUCAUCGCUAUAUCGUGGUCCACACCGGAACCAAAGAUGGCUUCAUCAAGGGUGCAAAUUUAAUAUUCAAGAGUGGAUUAAAGACGAGAGAUUAUCAUGACAAUAUGAACAGGAAAAACUUCGAAAACUGGUUUAAAACUCAGCUGGUUCCAAAUCUUCCCCCAAAGUCAUUUAUAAUCAUGGACAAUGCAAGUUACCAUUCUGGUUUGUUAGAAGAAAUCUCGAGAAAAAUUUGGACAAAGCAGAGACAGACCGAAUGGUUGAAGAAAAAGAAUAUUGGCGUUCCAGAAAAAGCCAUGAAAGAUAAAAUAUGGAGUAUUGCAUGCAGAAACUGCUCUAGUGAAAAAAAGUACUUCCUUGAUGAAUAUGUUAAACCUUUAGGACACAAAAUUUUACGACUGCCACCAUAUCAUUGCCAGUUUAAUGCUAUUGAAAUGGUAUGGUCGGAACGUAAACGAAAAUAUGAUCAAUAUAUUUCCAAUUUGAAGGGGUCACCUUCAGAAGUUCUGACUACAUGGGAAAGGGUAAUAAACGAAAUUUCUAUAGAUCAUUGGCAAAAAAAUGUUUUUCAUACAGAAAAGGUAAUUGAAAAGGCUUGGGAGGCAAUACAAGUGUGUGAUUCCUAUGACAUUCUGCCACUUGUGAUUACGACUGACGAAGACGACGAUGACGAAGACAAUAUCUCUGAUUUCAGUUCUGACUCUGACAAUACUGACGAGUUUGAUUAAGCUUUUUUUGUUCUAGCAAAUUUUAUUUUAUGAUCGUCUUUUAAGUAUUCAAUCAUAUCGUUGCAAUUUCAUUAACUUGGUAAUGUAAUAUGGCGUGUUUUUUUUGAGUUUGUAUUUAAAUUUUUCCCAGUGAGUGAAAAUAAUUUUAUGCUGCUAAAAUAAAUCAUUUGUUAAUUUCUGAACGUAUAAAAAUACAUAGCAGACUAGAAAUUUCUGAAGGCGAUGGUAAAGUUAAAAAGUUUCUAACCUAAUAUUGAUUGUCAAAAAUAUCUACGCCAUACGUUUCUUCUCACCUGGAUGACGUAACU
Messenger RNA from Anthonomus grandis grandis, 1357 nucleotides. RefSeq lists its product as uncharacterized. NCBI's taxonomy places the organism in Eukaryota, Metazoa, Arthropoda, Insecta, Coleoptera, Curculionidae. Gene Ontology annotation, molecular function: nucleic acid binding. The transcript has 2 exons. Bases 135 to 1049 code for a protein of 304 amino acids. The record is from RefSeq and is a predicted model, not a curated record.